AUGUCCUCCUCCAUCCUGGUCGCAUACGCCUCCUCUCACGGCUCAACCCGGGAGAUCGCAGAGCGCAUCGCCACGCGUCUCGCAGCACAAUUCCCCCCACCUUCCACGGUGGUGGACUGCCAGCCCGUCGACGCCGUCCGGCCACUCGCGCAGCAGCAGCAGCAGUACGCCGCGGUCGUCGUCGGCAGCGCCAUCCACGCCGGCCGGUGGCUCGGGCCCGGGCGGCGCUUCAUGGCGCGGAACGGCGCCUACCUCUCUGGCACCGGCACCACCCCGGGGGUCCGCCCCCCGCCCCCGCCCCCACCGCUGUGGGCCUUUAGCGUCGGCAUGCCGCGCGACGAGACCAAGCGCCGCGACGAGGAGGCGGCCAUGGCCAAGUCCCUGCGGGCGCACCUCGUCGGCGAGGCCACGCUGAGGGGCCACGCGCUGUUCCGGGGGCGCUUCGAGCGGGCCGACGCGCCGUGGUUCGUGGUGCCCUUCCUGUGGCUCGUGGCCCGGGACGACAAGAAGACAUUCCAGGACUUGCGGGACUGGGACCAGAUCGAUGCCUGGGCGGACCAGGUGGGCGGAGAGAUGAGGGCAACCGGUGUUGGGAAGGGCAUUGCGGCCAACGGUGGUGGUGGUGAUGGUGGUGGUGGUGGUGUUGGCGGUGCUUAG
Molecule: messenger RNA, 657 nt
Organism: Phaeoacremonium minimum UCRPA7
Lineage: Eukaryota; Fungi; Ascomycota; Sordariomycetes; Togniniales; Togniniaceae
Product: putative flavodoxin-like protein
Exons: 1
Coding region: 1-657 (218 amino acids)
Source: RefSeq, a predicted model, not a curated record